Messenger RNA from Capsella rubella, 746 nucleotides. RefSeq lists its product as uncharacterized. The record is from RefSeq and is a predicted model, not a curated record. Bases 9 to 518 code for a protein of 169 amino acids. NCBI's taxonomy places the organism in Eukaryota, Viridiplantae, Streptophyta, Magnoliopsida, Brassicales, Brassicaceae. The transcript is spliced from 2 exons.
UGACAGAGAUGUAUAAUAUGUUGGACCAAGAUGAAGGGCAGAGAACAGGUGGCCUCUCUACACCACAAAUGUUCACUAAUCCAGCUGCUUAUCAAGUCCAGACAACUACUACUCCUGAUCAAGCUCAAGUGUUCUUGGCUCAUAAUGGUUCACAGAAACCGAAAUGUUCUCAUUGUCACAAGAUUGGUCAUACUGCAGAUAAGUGUUACAAGUUACAUGGUUAUCCACCUGGAUUUACUUCAAAAUGGAAGAAACCUCAGACCAUAGGAACUACAAACCUUGCUGCAACACAAUGCCAAUCUUCUCUUGACCAGAAAGAGAAUAUGGAGUAUUCUUGUGAUGAAAUGUCUACAGAUCAGAUUCAGACAGUGAUUUCGUAUCUUAGUUCCAAGCUUCACACUACUACUGCCUCACCUCACACAUCUACUAAUCCUUCUGCUUCGACUUCAUCUUCUGUUCCUGUAAUCUCACAGAUUUCAGGAUCUUACACAGGAGUUGAUGAUUGGAAAAGGGAUUGAAAUUGGAAAUUUAUAUGUCUUGCAUUUCGAUGAGUCUACUCGUUCUGUUUCUUUAAAAGGUACUGCAUUACCACUUAAUAGUGUCUCUGUUUGUUCUAGUGUCGUUGUUGAUCCAAUUACAUGGCAUAGAAGGCUUGGUCAUCCAUCUCAGUCUAAAAUAGAUUUACUUUCUGAUGUAUUGAGUUUAAAACAAAUAAAAGGAAAUAAAGAAAAGUUAUCUGUUUGUCA